CGCGCUCUUCGUUGGCUUACUUCUAUAGCGGAAGGCUUAGAGCCCAGCAGAAGAACAACUACCAAGCUCUAACUAGCCGGCUUGGUCUAGCGAUUUUCAUUUUCAUAUGUACAUUUAUUUUCGUCUCCUUUUUUGUCAUCGCAAGCCGUGACAACUGAACCAAGACUUAUAUUUUUACCGUUUCUUCAAUUUUGUUUGGAUACCGGUAAAUUUUAGUCAGAGCCAUCGAUCAAGAGCAAAUCAAUUCGCGACGACAUUGAGAUUGUGAAUGGUGUAUUAAAGUGUGUGAAAAGUUCAUCGGUCGCGGACAGUUACGCAAGUUCGACAAUCGCAAAUACAUUUAGGGAAUUCUUCAAGCACGCUAAAGAUGGCGAAUUCCAUACAAGUUGUAAUUUGGCUACUACUAGCGUUGGCUGUUAAUCAUUCUUUAGGACGGAUAGCUUUCGAAAAAUUGACAGACUUUGACUAUAGAGGGAACACCUACUAUACAGUGAAGAACUUGAGCUUAUACGAAUGUCAAGGAUGGUGUAGAGAGGAGCCCGACUGUCAAGCUGCUGCGUUUAGUUUUGUCCUGAAUCCGCUAAUCCCAGUCCAGGAAACUCAAUGUCAAUUGCAAAAUGAAACACAGGCCAACAAUCCUUCAGCAACGGCGCAAAGAAGUGUGAACAUGUAUUACAUGACCAAGCUUCAGCUGCGCAGUGAUAACAUCUGCCUCAGACCAUGGGCUUUCGAAAGAGUGCCCAACAAAAUGAUUAGAGGUCUAGACAACGCACUCAUCUACACUUCAACCAAAGAAGCCUGUCUAGCUGCGUGCUUGAAUGAGCAUCGAUUUACCUGCAGAUCUGUUGAAUACAACUACGUAACUCUACAAUGCCAACUCAGCGACACUGACCGAAGAUCAGCAGGCCAAUUCGUUCAGUUCGUCGAUGCUCAGGGAGUGGACUAUUUUGAGAAUCUUUGCCUCAAAGGCAAUCAAGCUUGCAAAGGUAAUAGGAUUUUCCAAACUCCUCGUAUCGGCGUGGCUGAUGACAAAGUUGCUCAAUAUGCUGGCUUAAACUACUACACCGACAAAGAACUGCAAGUGACAUCAGAAGCUGCAUGCAGAUUGGCAUGUGAAAUCGAAAAUGAAUUUCUAUGCAGGAGUUUCCUGUUCAAAGGCCCACCACUGGGAUCCCAAUAUAACUGCCAACUUUUCCAUCUGGACCAUAAAACUUUACCCGAUGGUCCCAGCACUUAUCUUAAUGCAGAAAGGCCUUUGAUCGAUGGAGGAGAAAGAAUUGGAUCAUAUUUUGAAAAUGCAUGUGAAAAUUCUGGAGCAGCAAUUGGAUCCGAAAAGAACACCCUUCCAGUCGUUUUCAAUACAUCCAUUGACCCAACGUUGAACAAUCUCACCAAAACUGCCGACGUAAAUUGCGACAAAACUGGAACAUGUUACGACGUUGCGGUAAAUUGCAAAGACACAAAAAUCGCAGUUUCGGUGAGAACGAACAAACCGUUCAAUGGCAGAAUUUACGCAUUGGGCAGAUCUGAAACCUGCAAUGUGGAUGUUAUUAAUAGCGAUCUCUUCAGAUUGGAUCUUACCAUGACCGGUCAGGACUGCAACACUCAAUCAGUGACGGGAGUUUACAGUAACACGGUUGUUUUACAACAUCAUAGUGUUGUGAUGACAAAAGCUGAUAAAAUCUACAAAGUGAAAUGCACCUACGAUAUGUCUUCUAAGAACAUCACGUUUGGAAUGAUGCCCAUCAGAGAUCCAGAAAUGAUCAGCAUCACUUCUGCUCCUGAGGCUCCACCACCAAGAAUUCGCAUCUUGGACAGUCGUCUUAGAGAAGUCGAAACAGUUAGGAUUGGAGAUAAACUUACGUUCAGAAUUGAAAUUCCCGAAGACACUCCUUACGGCAUCUUUGCAAGAAGCUGUGUGGCAAUGGCAAAGGACGCAAAGAGCACGUUCCAGAUUAUCGAUGAUGAAGGAUGUCCAGUCGAUCCAAGCAUUUUUCCAGCAUUCACUCCAGAUGGAAAUGCGCUUCAGUCAGUUUAUGAGGCUUUCCGAUUUACGGAAUCGUAUGGAGUCAUAUUCCAGUGCAAUGUGAAAUACUGUCUAGGACCAUGUGAACCAGCUGUUUGUGAAUGGGGACGUGAUUCGAUAGAAUCAUGGGGAAGAAAGAAGAGAAGCGUCCAAAAUCAAACCGAUGAAGAGAAGGAGGAAGACAUGACUUUAAGCCAGGAGAUUCUCGUAUUGGACUUGGGUGAUGAAAAACAAUCAGAGUUCCUUAAGAGCGACCCAGCCAAUGCAGACUAUGGAAAAGACAAAACUGUGACCAUUAUCGAACCAUGUCCGACAAAAACAUCAGUUUUGGCUUUGGGAGUAACCUGCGCCCUAUUGGUUCUGUUGUACAUCUCAACGCUCUUCUGCUACUAUAUGAAGAAAUGGCUGAACCCCGGUAAACACUUGGCUUAAAGUAAGUGUAUGAACACUAGUGGUGCUUUUCAUGGAAAACGCCACCGCAUUAGGAAAAUGUAGUUAUGGAAAUACCUUUUGGUAUUGCACUCGGUACCUUUUGCAAUUAAGCCCUAAUACUGAAGCAAUACUUGAAUUAGGUUUAUUGUUUUACGCGUAUAAUAGUUUCAAUGAGUUUAUAAAAUAAAUUUGGGGGUUGUGAAAUGUAAAUAUUUAAGUUUACGGAACAAGCAGAAACAUCGAAAUCAAUUAAUAAAAUGACCCCAAAAUUUAUUUUUCAAAUAAACCAGCAAUUCUAGCCGUGUCUGGGUGAAAAUCCAUUAAAAAUUUAAAUUAAUGUUUGCAAUACCAUUCAAAACACGAGCUAUUAUUCCUGAAAUAAUUAGAAUGUUAAGGCUUCUUAUUAUAUUUCACAACAUUUCUUGUCUCAUAACAUUUUCAGCAAAGCUAAUUUUUUAAAGAAAUGUUGUGGACUACUUUACCCACGAUAAAAGCAGUAAAGCAGCAUUGAAGACAACUAGAAAUAUGUACGGUAUUUUUAUGAGAAUCCUUAGAGACUUUUUACGUAUUGAUAUCUCUGAAAGACUCUCAAAUAUUGAUAGCAACUGUUUACUUAACGUAUCACGUUUUUACUUCGGGCACUGGUGGAGGUCUUGGUGGUGGUAUACUGUGAUCUUUGAAAAUUAUGCAAACAUUUUUUACCGCUGCAGAUUUGCAAAAAUACAAUUUUGCCUGAUCUCUCGUAAGUUAGAAGGUAGUUUGCUUACUAAAGUCCAAGUUAUUUCCAAAUGUACCCUCUAACUUGCCACAAAUUACUUUUUGAUUUAUCGAUAAGAAAAAUUUGUCGCGGUAAAAAAAUACAUUUGCUUUGUGGUCUUCUUGAUAUUACGAAUAAAUUAAGUUAUUUAUAAAUAUUAUUUAUUAUAUUGUGUCAAUUAUAAGUAUUACUCAGCUGCAUUAAUAUAUAAGCUUAGAGGUAGAAUGUAUAUAAAUACUUUAACAUCAAUAACGCGGAAUAGUAGUAAUUCAUUAAAAUAAUUAAAUGUAGCUCCAAUUUUAUACUUUCCUAUGUAAUAAGAAAGAAUAAUAAUAAAACGUAUAACAAAA
Messenger RNA from Dendroctonus ponderosae (mountain pine beetle), 3565 nucleotides. RefSeq lists its product as uncharacterized. The record is from RefSeq and is a predicted model, not a curated record. The transcript has 14 exons. NCBI's taxonomy places the organism in Eukaryota, Metazoa, Arthropoda, Insecta, Coleoptera, Curculionidae. Bases 368 to 2458 code for a protein of 696 amino acids.